AAAAUAGAAGUAAUAAUAAUAGUAUUGUUAUAUACAGGAAGGCUGUGAUUAGAGGCGGGGUCUCUGUCCAGGCUGGAGCUGCCGUCUGUAGCAGUGAUGGUCACCCUAGCCUGGGCUGCUCGACUUGCUAUACCUUGUGGCUUCAAUAUGAGAUUUGUUAUUCUACUACUACUAACUGGAAUUAUUGGUGUUCGUGCUCGGGCGCAAGAAUAUGAAGAUAAUGACUUUGCUGAAUUUGAAGUAUUCGAAGAGGAGGAUGAAAUAGCAGGUGAAGAAGGAAAUGAAGGAAAUGAAGAAGGGCUGUCUCGUGGUGGAGGGAGGCAAGAUGGUAGUGAAGCAUCUAGUGGAUUGCGAGUGGAUGUGGAAGAUGAUGAUGAUGAAGAGGAGGCAGUUGUAGAGGAUGAAGAUGAGAAUGAUGAAUUUAGCCAUUUUCACGAUGAGGAGGAAUUUAUUGGCUUUGAUAGUGAGAGACCACAGGGAACUCGUGUGCCUAAGUCACAAGAGGAGCCAAAGAUUACUAUUGCUAAUGUUCCUCUUCAUCUGCGGAGUAAUUGGGAUAGCUUCUACUUGGAGAUGUUAAUGAUUGCUGGACUUGUUGUAUAUUUCAUUAACUUUAUUGUUGGUAAAUCAAAGAACCAGAAGUUGGCUAAUGCUUGGUACAAUUCCCAUAAGAACCUUCUUGAACAGAAUUUUGCCCUUAUUGGUGAUGAUGGAAAACAAUCUGUAGAGAAUGGUGGUUUGCAAAAGGAAUCUGAAAAUGUCUACACACUCUGGUGCUCUGGACGUACUAAUGUUGAAGGAAUGCUGGUGGAACUAAAAUUCAUCAAGAGACAAGACAUGAUUGGUGUGGUAUCACAGUUGAUCCGGCCCUCGAGUGAUCAGUUGCUAGUCAAGGUUCACCUUGAUGAAAUGGAUGCAUUUGUGUUUGCCCUUGCUACCAAAAAAACAGCUGCAAGAUUAUCAAAAGAGAUGACUGAUAUAAGUACAUUUUGUCCAGAGAAGAAAUCGGGUGAGAAAUUUGGCCUUGGUUCUCAGUUUGUUCUUAUGAAUGAACUUGGUGAAGUAGCAUCAACUGUUUUGGGUGACCCAAAAGUGACAGCAGUGCUCAAUAAAUUCUCUGGAAUGAUUGACUUCUUCCAUUUCUCAGAUCAGUAUUCAGGACCUAAACAACCUGAAGAUGCACAACCAACCAAGCUGCCUGAAGUACGCAGGUCAUUAGUGUUUGGCUUCAAUUUUCCUGGGCGUGGUAACCCGUCAUUGGAGGUCAUUGAAAGCAUGAAGCCACUGAUGCAGUUAGUCUUUCACUUGACUGACAAACUACGCAGGUUUAAGCUCAGCAAAGAGGGCAGAACAAAAGCAGAAAAAAAUCGCUCACGUGUGGAGGAAGCCUUUCUAAAGGCUACCCAUGCUGCUCGGGCAGAGAUGGCUCAGGCUAAGAGAGAAGAACGGAAGAGAAUGGAGAGGGAGAAGAUGCUUGAGAUUGAUGACCCAGAUAAACAGCGUAAGUGGGAGGAACGUGAGCAGCGACGGCAAAUGAAACGACGUGCACCCAAAAUGAAGCAACUCAAGACCUCAUAAGAUGUGAUGUGACAGGAAGGGUGCAAGAUAUGUAUCGCUGUAAGCUUCAUACAAUUGUGUGUCUCAAAUCAUUAUUAUUCCUUGUUUAUCAUGUUACAUCAGGUGUGAUGUAAUGUACACUGUGCCAUUACUGUACUAAAAUGUGAGUGCAGUGAACAAUGAAAGAGCAUUGAAUUUCUGCAGUUCAUCUGAGAUUGAUAUAUAAACUAUGACUUGUUUUCCAAGUCUUUUUCUGAGAAUUUAUUCAGAGUGCAGUAUUAUUAAUUGUCCACUCAUUAAGGUUCUUUAACACAGUUAUCAGUAGUAUUAAUAUGGAUAAUUUUUUAUGAAGCUGAUCUCUUUAAAAAGGAAAAUCUGGCCUUGAGUUUCUCAUACCUGUGAUAAAUAUAAGAUUUGGUACAAUUGUGCUGUACUGCUGCUUCCGGAGUUGUUGGCAACAAUUAUGUAUGUAGGUGUCAUCUUUUUGUAAUUCAUUCCUGUUAAGUAUGUCAUAAGAUCAGUUGUUAAUAUAAUACCGUUGUGAAAUAUAAGUGUAAGGGUAAUUAUGUGAUACUGUUUUAAUUAUUUAGGUUUAUUUUAUUUUGUUGAUGCUGGUUCAGUACUUUCAUUGUUCCAUAGAGAAAAAUCUAAGCUGCUAUAGGGAUGUUAAAAACGUCUGUUUUCUUUAGACUGUUAAGAAUAUUUUUCUCUAUUCAUUUUUGUGAAUGCUAUUUUAAUAUACAGUAGGGACCCGACGUAAGAGGUUAUGAGUUAUGAGGUUUUGCAUAUACGGCAUUGGAAUUUUGGAACCAAUUAGGUAUGAACAGUAACCCCCACUUCCAUUGUCAGGACAACUAUAUUUAAUAUUGUCAUAAGGAUGAAUUAUAAAUAAUAUAUUUUUCUUGGUUAGUGUUUUUACCUUCUGUAACUGAUCAUCCCUCCCCCCUUCUACCGCCCAAUACUCUCGCUUCCUUCCCUACCCUGCAGCGCUGCAUAGCCCUUGUGGCUUAGCGCUUCUUUUUGAUUAUAAUAAUAGUGUUUUUACCAAACUUUGUUCAUUUUAUGCAUGUAUAGAGUGCUCAUAUUUGUUUUGGUAAAGGUUGAUUAAGAAUUAAAGAUUCAAUAUUUACAUUGUGUCAGUACAUCAGUGGUUGGUGUGUGGGGGGGGGGGAAACUGGUGGAGGUUGGUGAGGCAGGGAGGUGAGUGUGUUAGCUGAGAGCCAGGAGGAAGUGCUCCCUGAUCAGCAUUGCCAGCAGUGUCCUGCUUGUGGACAUGUUCAGUAAGUAGUCUGACUGAGACAUAGCACCACACAGUGACAGCACUCUCCCUCACACAACACACCACCUUCAUAACCAACCACCCACUCGCUCGCUCCCACCCAACCACCCACCCACCCGCUCCUACCCAACCACCCUCACAUCCACACCACCUUCACACCCACACUACUUUCAUGCCCAUCUCACACCCCACACCACUUUUACACCUCUCACUCACACCACCCUUGCAUCCACAAUACCCUCACACCCAUCAUCACCCAUCUUCAACCACUGCACCCAUCUUCACACCCACACCACCAACCAUUACACCCCUUCCCCUCACCUGCUUACCACCCACUGUAACUUACACCAUCAACUCACCCGCUCUACCCACCCUCAAGAUACCCGCUCUCACAAACUGUCUCUUACCCUCUACUUGUAGGUAAAAAGAAAUGGUACUGAAUGGAAAAUAUUUAAUAAAAACCUCUUUGAAAAUUGAUAUGGAAUAUUAUGACUGAGGAAUAUAUUAAUUCGUUUUACAUGUUUCUUAUGGAAAUUGGUUCUGGGUACUGAAAAAUCGACUUUUGACAUACUUCGUGGAAUGCACGAACAUCGUAAGUUGGGGUCCUACUGUAUUUGAUCAACAUGGCCUGAAAUGUCUUUUUAGUUUUUCCCCAACAUAGAAUAAUUUAUAAGAUUGGUAUAAUAGUGUAAUGUACCUAGUCGGCAUUAGUUCACCAUUCAUGGUCUCUUUACACCAGUGAAGAUUUUUAUAAAUCAACUGAAAAUA
Messenger RNA from Cherax quadricarinatus, 3604 nucleotides. RefSeq names its product PAT complex subunit CCDC47. Lineage: Eukaryota; Metazoa; Arthropoda; Malacostraca; Decapoda; Parastacidae. Gene Ontology annotation, molecular function: calcium ion binding. Gene Ontology annotation, biological process: endoplasmic reticulum calcium ion homeostasis. The record is from RefSeq and is a predicted model, not a curated record. Gene Ontology annotation, cellular component: endoplasmic reticulum.